GCAAGAGGUGGCAACCUGGACAUCUCCCAGGUUUUCUAGUCCCAUGACCACUACACCAUCUAUUACACAGAAGACGUACAGACCCUGCCCAAGGAGCAACAGAAACCGACAGGAAGGCCCCCUGGGUGCGUGCCCACACGUCGCUAUGCCGCUGUGGCCACCUCUCCUAGGCCGAUGGAAGCCAGGGCAGAAGGCCGCGCCUGGGGCCUCUGCACCGCUCCCCACACAGGACUUCGAGGCCCUGCAGGAGCAGUGCCUGAGGGAUGGCUGCCUCUUUGAAGACAGCAGCUUCCCGGCCACCCUGAGCUCCAUCGGCAGCGGGCCCCUGCUGCGCAAGCUGCCGCCCUGCCUGCAGUGGAGGAGGCCGCCGGAACUGCACAGCAACCCCCACUUCUAUUCUGCCGAGGCCAAAAGACUGGAUCUGUGCCAGGGACUGGUAGGUGACUGCUGGUUCUUGGCUGCCUUGCAAGCUCUGACUUUGCACCAGGACAUCCUGAGCCAGGUCGUUCCACUGAAUCAGAGUUUCACCAAGAAGUAUGCUGGCAUCUUCCAGUUCCGGUUCUGGCACUUUGGGAAGUGGGUUCCUGUGGUAAUAGAUGACCGACUGCCUGUGACUGAAGCUGGCCAGCUGAUCUUCGUCUCUUCCACCUACAAGAACCUGUUCUGGGGAGCUCUUCUGGAAAAGGCCUAUGCCAAGCUCUGUGGCUCCUAUGAAGACUUACAGCAUGGAGAGGUGUCUGACGCCCUUCUGGACUUCACUGGUGGGGUGACAGUGACCAUCAAACUGGCAGAAGCCCCUGGAAACCUCUGGGACAUCCUAGCCGGAGCCAUCUAUGGCAGAACCCUCAUCGGCUGCCAGACCCACUUAGGGAACGAGCGCGUGCUGGAGAACGGGCUGGUGGACGGCCAUGCCUACACGCUCAUAGGGAUAAGGAAGGUGACCUGCAAACACGCACCCGAAUAUCUAGUCAAGCUGCGGAACCCCUGGGGGAAGGUGGAGUGGAAAGGAGACUGGAGUGACAGCUCAAGAACGUGGGAGCUGUUGAGCCCCAAGGAGAAGAUGAUGCUGCUGAGAAAAAACAACGAUGGAGAAUUUUGGAUGUCACUUAAGGACUUUAUAGCACAUUUCAAGCUCCUGGUCAUCUGUAAGCUGACCCCGGGCCUGCUGAGACACGAGGUGGGCCAGAAGUGGUCGUACACCAUGCUGGAGGGGCGAUGGGAGAAGGGCAGCACGGCUGGCGGCCCCAUGACGUUGCACCGAGCCCGAGGCGCAUUUUGGAAGAACCCGCAGUUCCUGCUGUCCGUCUGGAGGCCCCAGGAGGGCGAGAUGUUCCCGAAGCCCUGCAGCGUGCUGGUGUCCCUGCUCCAGAAGCCCAGGCACCGGCACCGCAACCGGAAGCCUCCCCUCGCCAUCGGCUUCUACCUCUUCAGGAUGAGCAAGUUCUUCGAUGACCGGGAGAAACUGCCCCGUGAGUUCUUCUUGCAAAAUAAUCCCCUGAGUUUUCCUGAGGCAUUUCUCCCAGAAAAAGAAGUGAGUCAGGAGCUGUGGCUGCAGCCGGGGACGUACCUCAUUGUGCCCUGCACGUCGGUGGCCUGCCAGGAGUCCGAGUUUGUCCUCAGAGUCUUCUCCAGGAAGCACAUCUUCUAUGAGAUUGGCAGCAAUUCCGGAAUCGUAUUCUCUAAGGAGAUAGAAGACCAAACUGAAGGGCAUGACGAAGUCUUCGCCAAACUCUUUGAACAGUGUCCAGAAAUAAACGCAGUUCAACUGCAGAGGAUCCUGAACCACCUGACCUGGUCAGGUCUGGGGAGCACACGGCCCCUCUUCAGCCUCGAUGCCUGUCAGGGGAUCCUGGCCCGACUGGACCUGAAUGCAUCGGGUACCAUGAGCAUCCAGGAAUUCAGGGACCUGUGGAAGCAGCUGACGCUCUAUCAGGAAGUUUUCCACAAGCAAGACAGAGCUGGGUCAGGAUGCCUGAACUGUGCCCAGCUGCAGGCUGCCAUGAAGGACGCAGGAAUCGCGCUCAGCCGUGACAUCUGCCUGCUGAUGCUUACCCGCUAUGGCAACCCCAGCCUGCAGAUGGACUUCGUCAGCUUCGUCCUCCUGAUGCUGCGGGCCGAGGAGAUGGAGAGUAUUUUCCAAAACUUAACCCAAGAUGGCAAAGGGAUAUACCUCCAGAAGUCAGAGUGGCUGAUGAUGACCCUGUACUGUUGAGAAGGCUGGAGCGUCGUCUGCUCUCACGGAG
This is a messenger RNA of Molossus molossus (Pallas's mastiff bat), 2243 nucleotides long. RefSeq names its product calpain 14 (gene CAPN14). The transcript has 22 exons. Gene Ontology annotation, biological process: proteolysis. The record is from RefSeq and is a predicted model, not a curated record. Gene Ontology annotation, cellular component: cytoplasm. Lineage: Eukaryota; Metazoa; Chordata; Mammalia; Chiroptera; Molossidae. The coding region runs from base 44 to 2212 and encodes 722 amino acids. Gene Ontology annotation, molecular function: calcium ion binding; calcium-dependent cysteine-type endopeptidase activity.